AUGAAUGUUGAAAAUAAUCGAGAGGAUUGGUUACUUUGGCAAAUUUCAGAUUCUGCUUUACCUACUGGUGGCUUUGUCGCAUCUUCAGGUUUAGAAAGUGCUAUACAAACUGGUUAUGUUCAUGAUAUUCCCAGUUUAUCGAUAUUUUUAUCCUCCAGCAUAGAUAAUUAUGCAUUUUCAUCCCUACCAUUUGUAACUGGCAUACCAAUUUCACCAACACCAUCAAUUAGAACCAUAACCUCAAUAUCGUCAUUUUCAUCGAUUAGAACUGCAGAGCCGGUUUCUGCUGAUUCGUUUGUAAUGAUUUCCAAGGCUGACACACGUUCAACCUUUGAAACCUAUGAAUCUCUAUUAAGCGCCUCAAAAAACUACAGAAAUCAAAUGAUUGCCCUUUCACAAGCUGCUGCUAGUUUUGGUCAAGCAUUAGAAAGAACCGCUCGUUGUAAAGGCGCAGAUGAAGCUGGUCCUGGGUUACAAGCUGCCGCCGGUUUACAUUACCUAAUGUCAAAUCAUCAACAACUUUUGAGCGAUACGUUCUAUAAACAAUUUGAAAUUCCAUUACUAGAAAAUUUUGACGAACACAAAUCAGUGAUCAUUGGUAAUGAAGAAACUUACGAGAAAUUGAUGAGUGAAAUGAGCAAAAAAAUCAAGGAAACCGAAGCUCGAAAUUUAAAAAAUGGUCGCAAACGCCAAAGAGAUCUUGGACAAUUUCGUAAGGCUUUAAAAGAUUUAACAAAACAAGUAGAGGAGCUUGAAAAAUUGAAAAACGAACAUUAUAAACAAACUUUAGAAAAUGAACAAAGGAAUUUAAAUUUUAUUCUUUCAAAAGUUUCUUCGGUUGUAAAAACAGAAGUUAAUAUCUUUGAAAGAAUAUGUAAUAAAGGAAAAGCUGAUCCUUUAUUAGAACAGAUGAUAACAGAAGGAAAUGAUCCAUUUAGUUCAGGUCAAACAAAAGAUCAAUCUUCACUAUCUCCUUCAUCAAUUUACAACAACAACAUAACAAAUGGACAUUCGAGAAACAACAGCAACAAUAAUAGUAAUGAGAUUCCUUGUUGCUCACCGACAUUAACAAAUUUUUCAUCCGAGAAUCUUGGAAUUGAAAACCGUUCAUCACCACUAAAAAUAAAUAGACCAAACUUUGUUUCAAACAUUAGUGAUCUUGCAUCGCUUUCACCAAAUUCUGGCAAUCCUUCCGACAACGAAGAUGAUGGUACCACUGUAAACAAUCAUCAUUUUUUAAAUAUUUCUGGUGAUUCUGAUUUAUUCGUUAGUAAAAGUUUUAAUUUCGAUUCAGAGGAAAAUGGUAGUUUGGCCAACAGUUUUCACGAUGUCGUAGAUGGAAAUAUGGAAGAUAAGGAUUGUGAUGAGAAUGAUAAUACACCAAAUCAAGCUUUCUUAUGUGUUAAUAACAACAAGGUUGUUGUUGAUAAAGAAGAAAAAUCAUCACAACAAUCAUUUUUAUCAAAUACAGACACUAAACCAUUAUUUGGGUCAAAUUCUCCUUUUAUAACAAGAAGUCAUUUAGACGACAAAAAUUGA
Molecule: messenger RNA, 1539 nt
Organism: Entrophospora sp. SA101
Lineage: Eukaryota; Fungi; Glomeromycota; Glomeromycetes; Entrophosporales; Entrophosporaceae
Source: the annotation of a GenBank genome assembly